AUGUGCUGCUCUCCUUGCUGCCAGCCGAGCUGCUGUGGCUCCAGCUGUUGUGGAUCCAGCUGCUGCUGCCGCCCAUGCUGUGUCUCCAGCUGUUGCCAGCCUUGCUGCCGCCCAUGCUGUGUGUCCAGCUGCUGCCAAUCUUGCUCUAGCCCAUGCUGUGUGUCCAGCUGCUGCCAGCCUUGCUGCAGCCCAUGCAGUGGAUCCAGCUGCUGCCAGCCUUGCUGCCGCCCAUGCUGUGGAUCCAGCUGCUGCCAGCCUUGCUGUAGCCCAUGCUGUGUGACCAGCUGCUGCCAGCCUUGCUGCAGCCCAUGCUGUGGAUCCAGCUGCUGCCAGCCUUGCUGCCGCCCAUGCUGUGGAUCCAGCUGCUGCCAGCCUUGCUGCUGUCCAAAAUGGUGUCAGACCACCUGCUGUAAAACCACCUGCUGCCGGCCUACCUGCUGCUGCCGCCCUUGCUGUGUGUCCAGCUGUUGUCAGCCUUCCUGCUGCUGA
Messenger RNA from Myotis myotis, 489 nucleotides. Its product is annotated as keratin-associated protein 9-1-like. Bases 1 to 489 code for a protein of 162 amino acids. The record is from RefSeq and is a predicted model, not a curated record. The transcript has a single exon. Lineage: Eukaryota; Metazoa; Chordata; Mammalia; Chiroptera; Vespertilionidae.